AUUUAUUUAAUUAAUCAAUUUUGAGAAAAUAAUAUAAUAUAUAUAAAUACGUCCCUCCUCCCUUAAGAAUGGGAAAGACCAAAAUAAAACGCAUGCAGUGUUCUAGAGAGAGAGAGAAAGAGAUAAUUCUAGAGAGAGAAAGUGUGAGAGCGAGAUUUUGAAUCCGUAGUACAGAGAAAGAAAAUGGAGUGUCCGACGUACAACGACGACGAAUACCAGAAGCUUGUCACUCGAAUGUCUACUCCGAGGGUCCUGAUCGACAACACGGGUUGUUCCAACGCGACCCGGCUCAUGAUUGAUAGUGCGAGGAAACAAGGGAUUCUUCUGGAAGCGAUUCAAGUUUUGACUGAUUUGAAUCUUUCAAUAAAAAAAGCCUACAUUUGCUCCGACGGGCGGUGGUUCAUGGACGUAUUUCAUGUGACCGACUUAAACGGAAACAAAUUAACUGAUGACAGCGCUGCUUUGGGCUACAUUGAGAAGGCACUUGAGAAAGUUCAUUACGGCAAACCGAAAACCGAAGAGGGCCCCACGGUUUUGGAACUCACCGGCACAGACAGAGUCGGCCUUCUAUCUGAGGUUUUUGCGGUGCUGUCCGAUUUAAACUGCAAUGUGGUCAACUCAAAGGUGUGGACUCACAAUGGAAGAAUCGCAUCACUAAUCUAUCUUAACGACAAUAAAUCGGACGCUCUGAUUAAAGAUAUUCGAAAAUUAGAAAAAAUCGAGGCGAUGUUGAGGAACGUGUUGAAGGGGGACAACGAUAUUCGAAGUGCUAAAACAUCGAUCGCUGAGGUCAGCACUCACACGGAGAGAAGGCUUCACCAGAUGAUGUUUGCCGACAGGGAUUACGAUCGAAAACCGAUUAUUGAUAUAUUUGGCGAAUCGCCAGUUGUUUUGGUGCAGAAUUAUUUGGAGAAGGAUUAUUCGGUUGUGAAUAUUCAUUGCAAGGAUCGGAAUAAGCUUCUGUUCGAUGUUGUCUGCACUUUGACGGACAUGCAGUACCUCAUUUUUCAUGCCACCGUUGACACGUCAGCAGACAGAGCAUCCUUGGAAUUCUUCAUUCGGCACAUGGAUGGAACACCGUUGAGUUCGGAAGCUGAAAAGGAGCGUGUGAUUCUUUGUUUACGAGCUGCCAUCGAAAGAAGGGCAUCUCAGGGUGUAAGGCUUGAGCUAUGUGCGGCGGACAGAAAAGGGUUAUUAGCGGAUGUAACGAGAACCUUCCGUGAAAACGGGCUAAACGUGACGAGGGCAGAGAUAGCAACAUUAGAGAAUAAAUCCCGAAAUAUAUUCUAUGUGACGGAUUCGAUCGGGAAUCCGGCCGACCCAAAGAUUAUUCAGUCGGUUCGGGAGAAGAUCGGUUUGAGUACUUUAAGGAUUAAGGAAUUACCGAUUGUGUAUCAAGAAAAGGUCGAAAGGGACGAGUCGAAAGGUGGGGCCAUGCUUUUAUCAUUUGGAAGUAUGAUGAGGAGGAAUCUAUACAAUUUGGGAUUGAUCAAAUCUAAUUCUUGAUUUUAUGAGCUUAGUCAUAAAGUGCAUUUGUGUUUGGUUGGCAAUAUUCUUUGCUUUGUGGAUUUGUACAUAGUAAAUGGAAUUUUACAGACAUGGAUUUGGUGAAAGGUAGUUGACUUUAGUUGGAGGGGCUUGGUUGUCUGGAUGGUAUAGGGGGGCCACCACCCCCACCCCCACCCCCUACCGUUUGAAAUUAAGAGAGGGAGAUUAGGUGCUAGUAGUUAGAAUAGGGAAAUGGUUUCACAUGGGAUGUAGGUUUGUACAUAUUUCUUUUCACUAUUUUAUAUAUAUAUAACUAUUUCCCAUUUAUAAUGUUUUUUUAAUUUGA
Messenger RNA from Erythranthe guttata (spotted monkey flower), 1834 nucleotides. RefSeq names its product ACT domain-containing protein ACR8. Lineage: Eukaryota; Viridiplantae; Streptophyta; Magnoliopsida; Lamiales; Phrymaceae. The record is from RefSeq and is a predicted model, not a curated record.